Charadrius vociferus (killdeer) is the source of this 2181-nucleotide messenger RNA. It is a transcript of the gene HOOK3, whose product is annotated as hook microtubule-tethering protein 3. Gene Ontology annotation, molecular function: microtubule binding; dynein light intermediate chain binding. Bases 59 to 2095 code for a protein of 678 amino acids. Gene Ontology annotation, biological process: cytoskeleton-dependent intracellular transport; cytoplasmic microtubule organization. Lineage: Eukaryota; Metazoa; Chordata; Aves; Charadriiformes; Charadriidae. The transcript has 21 exons. The record is from RefSeq and is a predicted model, not a curated record. Gene Ontology annotation, cellular component: centrosome; cytoplasm.
GACAUUUAAUGUUGAGGCACCAUGCCAAACUGUGGAAGAUUUAACGAAUGGGGUUGUGAUGGCCCAGGUGCUUCAAAAAAUAGAUCCAGCUUACUUUGAUGAAAAUUGGCUGAACAGGAUCAAAACAGAAGUAGGAGAUAAUUGGAGGCUAAAGGUAAGCAACCUGAAGAAAAUCUUAAAAGGAAUAUUGGAUUACAACCAUGAGAUUCUGGGGCAACAGAUUAAUGACUUCACCCUUCCUGAUGUUAACCUGAUUGGAGAGCAUGCUGAUGCUGCAGAGCUUGGGAGAAUGCUUCAGCUUAUUUUGGGAUGCGCUGUGAAUUGUGAACAGAAGCAAGAGUACAUCCAGACCAUAAUGAUGAUGGAAGAAUCGGUUCAACAUGUUGUCAUGACAGCCAUUCAGGAGUUGAUGAGUAAAGAGUCUCCAGUCUCUGUUGGAAAUGAUGCUUACGUUGACCUUGAUCGGCAGCUGAAGAAAACUACAGAAGAAUUAAAUGAAGCACUAGCAACAAAAGAAGAAAUAGCCCAAAGAUGUCAUGAAUUAGAUAUGCAGGUUGCAGCCCUCCAGGAGGAGAAGAGCAGCUUGCUCGCCGAGAAUCAGAUUUUGAUGGAACGUUUAAAUCAAUCUGAUUCUAUUGAAGAUCCCAACAGCCCUGCAGGUCGUAGGCACUUGCAGCUGCAGACACAACUAGAGCAACUCCAAGAGGAAACAUUCAGAUUAGAAGCUGCCAAAGAUGACUAUCGUAUACGCUGUGAAGAACUAGAAAAGGAAAUUGCCGAAUUGAGACAACAAACAGAAGAGCUUACUACCUUGGCAGAGGAGGCUCAGUCUUUGAAGGAUGAGAUAGAUGUACUCAGGCAUUCUUCUGAUAAAGUAGCCAAGUUAGAAAGCCAAGUAGAGUCAUACAAAAAGAAAUUGGAAGACCUGGGUGAUUUGCGAAGGCAAGUGAAACUCUUAGAAGAGAAGAAUACAAUGUACAUGCAAAAUACCGUGAGCCUGGAAGAAGAACUAAGGAAGGCCAAUGCAGCACGCAGUCAGCUGGAAACAUACAAGAGACAGGCAGUUGAACUACAAAACAGGUUAUCUGAAGAAUCCAAGAAAGCUGAUAAAUUAGAUUAUGAAUGCAAACGACUGAAAGAAAAAGUAGACAGCCUCCAAAAAGAAAAAGAUAGAUUAAGAACAGAAAGGGAUUCUUUGAAAGAAACUAUUGAAGAGCUCAGAUGUGUACAAGCUCAGGAGGGUCAACUCACCACUACAGGAUUGAUGCCUCUGGGAAGACAAGAGCCUUCAGACAGUUUAGCAGCAGAAAUUGUUACUCCUGAAAUAAAGGAGAAACUCAUUCGCCUUCAGCAUGAGAACAAGAUGUUAAAGUUGAACCAAGAAGGUUCUGACAAUGAAAAGAUCGCCUUGUUGCAGAGCCUUCUUGAUGAUGCAAACUUAAGGAAGAAUGAAUUGGAGACAGAAAACAGAUUGGUAAAUCAGAGACUUCUAGAAGUGCAGUCCCAGGUUGAAGAACUACAAAAAUCUUUGCAGGAUCAAGGUUCAAAAGCUGAAGAUUCAAUUCUUCUGAAAAAGAAACUUGAAGAACAUCUUGAGAAGCUCCAUGAAGCUAACAAUGAGCUACAGAAGAAACGAGCUAUUAUUGAAGAUUUGGAACCAAGAUGCAAUAACAGUUCACUCAAAAUUGAAGAAUUACAAGAAGCUUUACGGAAAAAGGAGGAGGAAAUGAAGCAAAUGGAAGAGCGAUACAAAAAGUAUUUGGAAAAGGCCAAAAGUGUCAUCCGCACCUUAGAUCCUAAACAGAACCAGGGUGCAGCUCCUGAGAUUCAGGCUCUGAAAAAUCAGUUGCAGGAGCGGGACAGAAUGUUUCAUUCAUUGGAGAAAGAAUAUGAAAAAACAAAAAGUCAAAGAGAGAUGGAGGAGAAAUUUAUUGUUAGUGCCUGGUACAAUAUGGGAAUGACUCUGCAUAAAAAGGCAGCAGAAGAUAGACUGGCUAGUACAGGCUCAGGACAGUCCUUCCUGGCUAGACAAAGGCAAGCCACGAGCACAAGGAGAUCUUACCCUGGUCAUGUCCAGCCAGCAACAGCAAGGUAGAGAAGCCUUGCCCUUAGAAAGAAAACUGCCCUGUGAUCCAGGCCACUUCUGUUGCAAGUGACAACAUUCAAGAAAAAUCAGCCAGC